GCAAACCAAGGAGACCUUUGGGAGAACUUGAGAGCAGUUCAAUGUCAUUAAUUGAAGUUUUGUUUGCACUGCUGUAAAGUUUAGUUGAGCUGGAUUAAGGGCCCAAAAAAGAGCAAUAAGCGUCGUUUGGUGCUUGAAAAUCACAUGGCAUCCUUUUAGCCACCUUGUAAGUUUGGUCGUGCUAUGUAAAUACUUACGUGUUCACUCAGUGUAAAAAUAAUACAUUUCUAAAGAAUUGAAUAGGGCUGUUGAUCUUAAAUUUACAUAGCACGACCAAAUAUGCGAGCUGGAAACGUCACUGCGUACCAUCUAAACGCUGGAAAUAAUUAUAUCGUAUUUCAUGGACAUGGUAGAAUAUGUGAAUACUGGCUACUAUAGAAAUCACCCUUCCUUAGUAGUUCUUGCUUUCAAAAAAUCUAGUUCUAAUUGCAAAAACAAUUGAGAGUAAAAAAGUAAACUUUUUAUUCUUAGCGUCUCAACUAGUAAAAAUGUUUACUUUUUUACUGAUUGUCAAUUGCUUUUUGUUUUACUCAAAUACUCUUUGGCGGUCGUAAUUUUAAGUUCAAAUUACCUUCAUAGCAUUUUACUUUAGUAAAAUGACUCUCUAGUCAUGAAGUUUGUUCAAGCUUUUACGUUUAAGAUAAAGCUUUUUAAUUAUAGCUACAUGUGUGUAUUUUCUAUAAUUAGAAUUUCAGAAUUUACUUGUAUUUUACGCUUUCAACCAUAAACUUGCUUCAAGUAAAAAACUUUACACAAGACCAACAGUGUACUUACCGUUACCUUCGUUUUCACUCAUUGCUCUUUUUUGCAUGUAGUUGUCUCAAAAAACUCCCAGCAAAAACUUAUUGCAAAAGAAGCAUUAUAAUCAAGUUUACUUCUUAUUCAGGAUUACAGUUCACAUUGUACUAAAAUGCAAUCUUACUUUAAUCGAUGAUAAUGCAAUGUUAGUCUAUGAAGGAGACCGCCGUCCCCAUGAGUAUUUUGAUGCGCGUGCAUAUUUUCUGGUCAACGAUGCUUGUCACCUGCUCAAUGUUUGGUGCCUGUUCAACUCAUUGUCCAAUCUUAUGUAAUAUUCAUGAACACGUCAUCAAAAACCAUGAAAACAUAACGCUUUAUUAUCGAUCUGCAUUCACUUAUUUCACUACAGUAAAAGAAUAAUGAAAGACAAACAUGAAACGAAUAUAUAGCAGUACAGUGAUCGAGAAGAUUUUACUUAACCAUCUCACCGCAAAGAAUUCAUUAAGAUGAGCGAUUCUAUGUUUAGAUUAUUUUUAUACGAACAUAUGUAUUUAUGAGAAUGGAAGUUGAUCACGUUUUGCGAAUUAUUGGCGAAUUCGGGCCGUAUCAAAAAAGGUUGUACAUUAUCCUUAGCUUCGCUAUUAUUCCUGCGUCUUUUCAACUUCUGAUGAAUGUAUUUAUUGCGAGGCACACAGUAUGGAGUUGCUCAGACGUGAAUACGACCGAAAUUUGUCCCGUUAGUCGGUCGUGUGGGACGAUACGCCACAUUUCUUCCUAUACAUCAAUUGUCUCCGAGUGGAACCUUAUCUGUGAAGAUACAUAUAAAGUGGAAUUUUCACAAUCUAUUUUUAUGUUGGGUGCUCUGCUGGGUGGUCUGGGUUUGGGCAUGUUUGCUGAUAUAUAUGGCCGGCGAUCAUCUUGGUUUUUAUCAUACACCGUGAUGGUUGGUGGUGGUGUAGGUACUGCAUUGUCCACAUCCCUUAACGUACUUUUCGUGUCCCGUCUAGUCGCGGGAAUUGGAACGGGCGGAGUCCUGCUGUGUGGCUUCGUUCUAGUAACUGAGCUUAUAGGGCCCUCGUAUCGUGGUGUAACUGGAACGCUGUCCUCUUGUUUCUUUACAUUUGGACAAAUGUUGCUGCCUAUUUUUGCUUACUUGCUUCCGGACUGGCGGGAGCUCUGCCUCAUUCUUUCAUUAGUCGGCGUUAUUUUCAUGCUCUUUAUAAGAAGUAUUCCAGAAUCUCCACGAUGGUUAAUGAUAGUGGGCCGUGCCAGCGAAGCAGAAAGAAUUCUGACUGAAGCAGCUCUAAACAACGGGCUUGCUUUACCAAAAACUUUAUUGCAGAUCGGACGACCUAUGGAGCACUCACGAAGAUAUCGUGGAUGCCUGGAACUGUGUGGAAAUUGUUGCAUUGCUAAGAAAACUAUUGUUGUUGCUAUGAUAUGGUUUAUCAACAGUUUUGUUUAUUAUGGAUUAACGUUCAACAUGAAAAACAUCUAUGGAAACAUUUUUUUCAAUUUCUUCCUCACAAGUGCCAUUGAAUUACCGGCGUAUUUCCUGUCAUUCUGUAUAAUUAAUUGGAUUGGAAGAAGACGCAGUGCAUUUUACUGUAUGGCGUUUAGUGGCAUGGCUUGUUUGACAUGUCUCUUUAUUCAAACAGGAGAAACUAGCUCGUACAUGUUUCUGUCUACCGUCUCUGCCGUUCUUGGCAAAUUUGGUAUUGCAGCAUCGUUUUCAAUUAUGCACUUGUUUUCUGCGGAACUCUUUCCCACAGUUGUUAGGAAUAUUGGUAUGGGUAUUUGCUCCAUGGCUGGUAGAAUUGGCGCAGUUUUCUCACCAAUGAUUGUUUUCCUUGGAAAUUACACACAAGCGUUUCCUAUAAUGAUAUUUGGAUUGGGAGCGUUUGCGGCUGCAUUUCUCACUCUCUUGUUGGAAGAGACGUUGAAUAGGCCUCUCUCUGAAACACUACAAGAUGAUCUACCGAGUGAAGAGUUUGGUAAAUAUGUUUAUUCAUAUCAGCAAGCAAAUGCUGUCAGCGAUGCUUUCUGUGAUGACGACCUGGAGGAGAACGUGUUCGCGCUUAUUGAUUCGGACGUUGAAAACGACUUUCCGGCAACUCUUGACAACAAGAGGACUUUUAGCUUGUUGUGUUUAUCAUUCAUAAAAAUGUGGCACGAAGCGAGAAAGCAAGAACGUAAAAUCCGCGGAAUAAUGGUGAACUACAAAAAACGUGCUGAACGAAGAAGAGCAUUUUACGAGCGAAUGAAAACUGAUCCCACAACGUUUCUUCGACUUCAGGGCUCGAGCUGCAAGAUUCAUAUUCAACAUCAAAAUUCUGAUGGCAUGAAUAUGAUGCCUUGGCAAGGCGACCGAAACGUAAUGAUUGAUAGAUUUGAUGUCAGAGCUCAUCUUGAUUACAUUCCCGAAAGUGUGCAUUCACAAACUGAUAGAUGGGCAAAUAAUGCCGAGGAAAGAAAACUGAACUACGAGCGUUAUCGUACUCUAGUCAUGAUAGAAGCAUCCGGAAUGUCUGAGGAAAAUUACCUCAAACAAUUAAGGCAAGAGGAAGAAAAUCCCAAAGCGAUUGUUGAGGCAUUUGAAAGGAAAGAAAAGCCAACACAGAAAGCAAGUAUAGGGUAUACAUAUGAAAAUAGCGAUUUUGUUGCUAAUGAGACUGAAAAAGGUUCUGGUAGUGACAGUGAUAGUGACCUAGAUUUGGAUAUUGAUAUUGCCAUUAAUCUUGAAGAACUGGAUAGUGAGCAGGUGAAAGAACUUGACACCUUGUCGCUCAAGUUUGGAAUGGAACCCGGAAAAUAUUGUUCAUUACUGAGAGCUGAUAAGGAUGAAGCUGAGCAUGUGCAGAAGGUUCAGGAUGAAGAAGAGGCAAGGAGCCAGCUUCGUGGAAGGCGUGCUAAAAGGGAUCGACGUUCCCUUAAGGAGCGCCAAAGAGGUACAAUAAGCACAUCCCCUUUAAGUUAUCUUAGAAAAUCCAGUCCCUCGUACGAGGCCUAUCGUGAAAGCAGAUCAAGGUCUUGUUCAUCUUCAUCGGGUGGCGAAACUGCCAAAGUUGAAUACAUAACUGAGUUUGGGGCUCAGAAUUCAAAAGGCAAUAGUUCCUCAAACUUGCUGAUCAAAAAAACCCAGAACGAUGGCAAACGAAAGCUAAGUAAAAGGUUUGAGAAUAGCAGAACGAAAAGAUCUCGUUCAACAUCCAAAGAUGGUCAUUCACACUUCAGGUCAAGGUCAAGGUCGAGGUCAAUUUCACGCUCUCGGUCACGCUCCAAUUCACCUCGAAAUCGUCGAUAUGGUAGAAGCCGUUCUCGUUCAACAUCUUUAGAGCGAUAUCGUGGUAGAGAUGGAUCUUCGAGUGAUAAACGGCUUCCAGACAAGAAGAAAACGGAGAAGGCUAAAUCUUCAUUGUCGGGCGAUAAGGCAAAACUAACUCCUCAAGAGAAAUUAAAAAAACGGAUGCAGCUAGCUUUAAAUAAACAGUUGAAAAUAGACAAGAAGGAAGAAAGGAAGAAAAAAGAAGUAAAAGAACAAGAAAGACAGGAAAGAGACGAUGAUUUAAGGGAAGUUUCAAAACGCUGGAAAGAUAAGAAAAGAUACAGGUACAGUCGUAGUCGUAGCAGAUCUUACUCUCCCGAUUACAGGAUGUAAUUUGUUGAUGUUACAAUAAGGAAACUCAAAACAGUAUCAGUAUCCUGUAUUUUAAAUAUUACCAUCUCGAAUGCUACUAGCAGUGAAACUUUACUUUCUAUUUCAUCAUUCUUCGAAUUGAACUUGUGCUAUAUUCCUACGAAAGAGAUCGUGAUGUUUUUCUGCUUUGUACAAAAAGUAGCUACGUAGAUUGCACACUAAAACCUCGAAGAGGAAUUCGCUAAUGCAGUUUUAUGUCGAAAAUAGUAUUGUCAACAAGUGAAGAUAAAAUGAAAUUUACUUAUGAGUAAAA
Molecule: messenger RNA, 4688 nt
Organism: Xenia sp. Carnegie-2017
Lineage: Eukaryota; Metazoa; Cnidaria; Anthozoa; Malacalcyonacea; Xeniidae
Exons: 9
Coding region: 1292-4396 (1034 amino acids)
Biological process (GO): transmembrane transport
Cellular component (GO): membrane
Molecular function (GO): transmembrane transporter activity
Source: RefSeq, a predicted model, not a curated record